Molecule: messenger RNA, 1548 nt
Organism: Ilyonectria robusta
Lineage: Eukaryota; Fungi; Ascomycota; Sordariomycetes; Hypocreales; Nectriaceae
Product: P-loop containing nucleoside triphosphate hydrolase protein
Exons: 4
Coding region: 1-1548 (515 amino acids)
Molecular function (GO): ATP hydrolysis activity; ATP binding
Source: RefSeq, a predicted model, not a curated record
AUGGCGCAAACUCUAUCCAAAGAGAUCACCGGAUUCGAUAUAACCGUUAGAGGUGCGACUGCGGAGCCAGCUCUGGAGCAUCGAAAUCUGUGGAUGGCCUACAAACCUGGCGUACUGUUGUACUAUAAACGCAACGGGAUCGAAGGCCUUCUUAUUCUGAGGCAAAUGGAUUUCAAAAAGAGAAAGGACACUCGACUCGACUCUUGGGGAAUUACUUCGUACUUUAUUAAAAGCAACGGGGAUAGUGUCGGCCAUGUCCGUCACUUUGUGAUUGUUCAACACUACGAUGGCUGCAAACCACUUUGUCAGAUGCCUAUAUUUCCUCUUUGUUUUCAUCCUGAGAAGGAAAGGAUAGCAUCUGAUUUGCUCGAAAGGGGUAAGAAGUAUCUCUCUAUGCUUGGAGUUCACCAUCGUUUCUACGACGGAGUGGCCAAACUCUCCAACUACCACAGUCCCGCGAAAUUUCACAGCUCUAGUGUUAAGAGUAGGGUCAUGAUUGACUGCCAGAGGUUCUACCGUGACACGGGCUCCCCAGUUGAGUUCAUUGCCGGCUGUCCUGUUGUCGAAGUAGAGUCUGGCAAUCAUACCAACCUCCGUGACGAGGAUGUCAUGACUUGUCCGGCAUAUAUCCAGGGUUACUCCCUAGCGAACAAACUAUGGGGUUUCUUCGAGGUCGCCAAACUUCACCAGGUCGAGUUCGACAUGGACGCUUUUAGCAAACUGGUUCUAGAAGAGGGAACGAAACAACUUAUUUUUUCGUUGGUACAGUCUCGUGAAAGUAGGAAGUUGGAGUUUGAUGACCAUAUCAAGGGCAAAGGAAAAGGACUGAUAUUCUUGCUACACGGGCCACCGGGUGUUGGGAAAACUCUUACGGCCGAAAGCAUCGCAGACCAGACGAGGCGACCACUGGUUACUCUUCACUCUGGACAGAUCAUUGGAACUAGCCCGUUCGUUGAGCGCAGGCUCGAAAACAUUCUUUCACUGGUUACAAGAUGGAAUGCAGUUGUUCUUUUAGACGAAGCCGACGUAUUCAUGCAAGAGCGAGCAGUGCAUGAACUGGAGCGAAAUGCAUUAGUGUCAACCCUUCUGCGUAUUGUCGAAUACUUUGAUGGGAUCAUGUUCCUAACUACCAAUCGAUUCGAGUCCAUCGAUACCGCAUUCAAGUCCCGUGUUCACUUGGCCGUUUCAUACCCGCCAUUGUCCACAGACAGCAAAAAGGAGUUGUGGCGAGAGUCUGUAACUAGGGCAUGCGCAGAGCGGCGGCCUCCGUGGGUUACUGAGAGGUUCCUUAAAGCGGUCGCGGAGUCACCCCUCAACGGCAGAGAGAUUAAGAACACUGUUGGGAUGGCGCAUGCUUUGGCACAAAACGGAAAGCGUCCCAUGAAGCCUGAGGACAUCUUUCAAGGAAUCCAGGCCAUGCAGUCUUUUGAAUCAGAUUUCAACGCGCAGAAAACCAUGAUGGGCUCAACAAAGCGCCUGGUGAGUGCUCCUGAAGGUAUUGGCAGUCGUACAUUGCCGAUCAAACGGCCGUGGUGGCGGUUCUGGUAG